CGUCCGAACGCCCGCCGACAGAUCCGGUGCUGGAUUUUCCGCAUCUUGUUGGGAAGAGGCUUCAGGGUGAGCGUGUUCACCUCGUAUGACCACAGAUAGUGAGCCGGACAGUCUCUGAAGUCGGGCAAAGAAGAGGGAUGGAAAACGGUUCGUCCAUUACCGGUGACAGCGAGCUGGACCAGGCUGUCAGGCAGUGGCUGCAGUAUGACAAGAACGUCAAAACAGCAUCUAUGGUGCAGGACCUGGUGAAGGAGGGAGCAGUGGAGGCUCUGAAAAAAUGUUUCUCCUCCAGGAUGGAGUUUGGUACAGCAGGUCUGAGAGCAGCCAUGGGCCCCGGCAUUUCCUGUAUGAAUGACCUCACCAUCAUCCAGACCACACAGGGUUUCUGUUGCUACCUGGAGGCAAGUUUUGGGAACCUAAAGGAGAGGGGGGUGGUGAUUGGUUAUGAUGCCCGGGCGCACCCUCCCAGUGGGGGCAGCAGCAAGCGUUUUGCCAGCCUGGCUGCAGCUGUUUUCAUCAGCCGAGGGGUUCCUGUCCACCUCUUCUCUGACAUCACCCCUACACCGUUUGUGCCUUUCACAGUUUCCCACCUGGGUCUGUGUGCUGGUAUCAUGGUAACUGCCUCUCACAACCCCAAACAGGACAACGGCUACAAGGUUUACUGGGAGAAUGGUGCCCAGAUUGUUUCUCCUCAUGACAAAGGAAUUUCCAAGGCCAUAGAGGACAACCUGGAGCCUUGGCCUGAGUCCUGGAAUGCAGAGGAGGCUCUGAAGAGCCCCUUGCUCAAAGACCCCUUCCAGGACAUCCACACGCAAUACUUUAAAGCCAUCCAGAAACACUGCCAUCACAGGGACAUAAACAAGAGUUCAGAGGUGAAAAUUGUGCAUACAUCUGUGCACGGUGUUGGCCAUGCGUUUGUCCAGUCAGCUUUCAAGGCAUUUGACCUUCACCCUCCAUACGCUGUAGAGGAACAGAAAGAUCCAGACCCCGAAUUCCCCACCGUCAAAUAUCCCAAUCCUGAGGAGGGAGAGGGAGUCCUGACAUUGUCGUUUGCACUGGCAGAGAGGGAGGGAGCCUCUGUGGUUCUGGCGAAUGAUCCGGAUGCUGAUCGACUUGCCAUUGCCGAGAAGCAGGAGAGUGGACAGUGGCGAGUGUUCAGUGGUAAUGAGUUGGGAGCGUUGCUUGGUUGGUGGAUGUUCCGCUGCUGGAAACAGCAAAACUCUGACGCUGCUGCUGUGAAAAACCUCUACAUGCUGUCGAGCACUGUCUCAUCCAAGAUACUGCGUGCCAUCGCUCUGAAGGAGGGCUUCCACUUUGAGGAAACAUUAACAGGCUUCAAGUGGAUGGGGAACAGAGCCAGAGACCUUUUGGACCAGGGCAAGACUGUUCUCUUUGCCUUUGAGGAGGCCAUAGGGUAUAUGUGUAGUCCCUCUGUAUUGGACAAGGAUGGAGUGAGUGCUGCAGCUAUAGCAGGAGAGAUGAUUUCCUAUCUGGCCACAAAAAACACCAGCCUGUCCCAACAGCUCUCUACAAUCUAUGAACAGUAUGGUUACCACAUCAGUAAGAACUCCUACUUCAUCUGCCAUGACCAGGAUGUGAUCCGCAGCUUGUUCGAGCGCCUGCGCAACUUCGGUGGCCAGAAGGACUCUUAUCCCACCGAAUGUGGCCGCUUCUCCAUCUCUGCUGUACGAGACCUGACCACCGGCUACGACAGCAACCAACCUGACAAGAAAGCUGUUCUUCCCACCUCCAGUUCCAGUCAGAUGAUCACCUUUACCUUCUCUAACGGGGGUGUGGCCACAAUGAGAACCAGUGGCACAGAGCCAAAAAUCAAAUAUUACACUGAACUCUGUGCUGCUCCUGGUAACAGUGAUGUGGCACAGCUGAAGAAGGAACUGGACGACUUGGUUGAUGCCAUCAUUGAAAACUUCUUCGAGCCACAGAAGAAUAAGCUGCAGCCUAAGCCAGAGUAGCACUGAUUAGACAAACAGGACUAGUUGUGGCUAAUAUCUCUGACCAGCAUUUCACACAAUGUCUUAAUUACUCCAGAAGGGAUGCUUGUUUUAAUACUGGUUUAAUUUCAUUUUAUAACUACAUAAAUUACUGUUCUACCACUGUUUUUUUUUUUUUGCUAGUUGGACCAGUAAGAGGGCUGGAUGCCAUACUGUUGCCUUCUGAUGAAUCUGUUUUAAUUUUAAUAAUCUGCAAAGUUAAUAACAGCUGCUAACCUUGUUAAGCCAUUGCUACGUUUUUGGGUCCAGUGCCAGUGUUACAUCCAGCAGUCGUCACAGCUACAUGAUUUGUAUUCCGUUUAUCAUUCUGCAGCCACAAUCAUUCCUGCUUCCUGACGGAGUGUUAGAUACACAGAUUGCUGUAUGUUCACUUGUAUUUAAGAUUAUGCAUUCCACACUGUGCUUCAGCAUCAACUGCAAGGCUGCUAACGUGAAGAGUUACAGGAGAGUUUAGGUGAGAAUUGCUGAAAGUGAUAUUCCUACUGUAACUUAAAUGGAUGUAAACUCAGAUUAAACUUUGAAUGUGUAAUAUCUUAGUUAAUAGUGAGGUAUAACACUGAACGUGGCAGCAGAAUAUUUCUAUAUUGUUUUAAAUCAAUACCAGAUGUCCAGAACCUGGCAUUGCAAAGUUGCUAUUUGGUGAAAUGACCAAGCCAAAGAGCUUAGAGCACCACCAAGUGGCGAUAUCGCACAUUGAUUUGUAAAAUGCAUCCACCUGUCAUUACUUGCUAUGAAUGGUUGUUACAAGUCAAAGGGACUUCACCACAAAGUUAGUACACACCUCUAACAAGCUUUUACUCCCCAGUAUUUAUGCGAAGUUGCCUGACUUCUCUUGAAAUGUGAAAGUAGCAGCUCACCUUUCCUCGUGUGCCUGUAUUCUAAAAUACUGUUCUGAAAAGACCAUUUCACUCAAUAAAAAAACCUCUUCUAACAGUGCACAUGGAUGCAAAU
Toxotes jaculatrix (banded archerfish) is the source of this 2963-nucleotide messenger RNA. It is a transcript of the gene pgm2, whose product is annotated as phosphoglucomutase 2. Gene Ontology annotation, molecular function: magnesium ion binding; phosphopentomutase activity. NCBI's taxonomy places the organism in Eukaryota, Metazoa, Chordata, Actinopteri, Toxotidae. The record is from RefSeq and is a predicted model, not a curated record. The coding region runs from base 138 to 1973 and encodes 611 amino acids. The transcript is spliced from 13 exons. Gene Ontology annotation, biological process: purine ribonucleoside salvage; carbohydrate metabolic process.